Messenger RNA from Ctenopharyngodon idella (grass carp), 9561 nucleotides. RefSeq names its product WNK lysine deficient protein kinase 2 (gene wnk2). Gene Ontology annotation, molecular function: protein serine/threonine kinase activity; ATP binding; potassium channel inhibitor activity. NCBI's taxonomy places the organism in Eukaryota, Metazoa, Chordata, Actinopteri, Cypriniformes, Xenocyprididae. Gene Ontology annotation, biological process: intracellular signal transduction; monoatomic ion homeostasis; positive regulation of potassium ion import across plasma membrane. The record is from RefSeq and is a predicted model, not a curated record. The coding region runs from base 819 to 8702 and encodes 2627 amino acids. Gene Ontology annotation, cellular component: cytosol; cytoplasm. The transcript has 31 exons.
GAGGAGGGGAGGGGUGAGAGAAUAAAAAAAGCAUCGUCAUACAACAUUCAUUCAUUCACAUUAAAUAUUCAGCAGUCUUAACCAAGUCACGUGGCGAGAAUAGGGGAUAUAUUAAGCAUACUAGUAAAGGGAUGUUGUAUGCAAAGUUGCUAUAAACUAUUUCAAACUUAGUUAUACGAUCAUAUUAGUUCAGUUAUAUCUUACGAUUAGUUUUGUGUCUGCAGGACAGUGACGUGCCCUGUUCCGUCCUUCAAUCGAGCUAAUGGUCACGUCACGUAGGUUUGGGCGGACCCAGAGUUCCGUGUGGUCCACGACGACCCGUGUAGAGGAGGAAAAAGGUACCGCCUAAAAACAGACGCUUUUAUUGGACACACAGUGUGUUGCUAGGCGCUGCAGGAUGUCCGUAACCGCGCAUCAGCACUGUAAGAGAAGCUAACUAUGAAUGCUAUAACAUAACGAGGGAGGAAUCUUUAGGGAGGUGUCGGUGCCGUAUUAUCCGAGAUGAGGAGAGCAUUGCCGCAGUGAGCAAAUAAUCUCAUCAACGGGCUAUGGAUUUCAUGUCCCUUACAGACGCUGACAUUUAUUAAGAAGCAAGGGUACUCUGGUUUGAAGCGGCUAUGUGGUUGCUUGGUGAAAGUAGAUGUCUGAGAGAUCAUUCAUUAAAAUCUUUUUUCAAGGGACAGCUACGCACUUUAUAGUUUUGUGGCGGAUUAAACAACGUGACAACCUCUGUCAGCUGCCCAGCAUGGUGCAUUCAUUCAAGGAUGUCCACACAAACGGCUGAAAGUCACAGAUGAGUGUCCAGCGAUUCACUGGUCAUGGAAAACCUGACUGGAUCCAACUCUGAGCCACAGCCUGUGGGCUUCACAGUUUCUUCUGUCCCCUCAAAAAAGACUGGAAUUUAUGAAAAUGGUCACGAACAUCCCUCUCAUACGGACCCUUCAGCUGCAGCACACAGAGGGGCCAGCGAUCCAACUACAUACCCCCUAUUAGAUUACCGAGGUCUGGUCCGGCAGCGAUUUAUACGCAGAAGUUUGUGGUUCUCUGAGUCAGAGGAUCAAGAACUGGAGGUUUCAGAGUGCGACACCACCAGCAGUCCUGUUAAAAGUGCACAUAUUGUGGUCCAGAGGAGUUUUAAUGUGGAGAGUCAGGUGGGACAGGGAGAUGGUGUAAAUGAGAACCUCAGCAAAGAGCCAGAGACAAGUGAGGCUGAGGAAAAACAUGAUGCUGAACCAUCUGAAACUUCCAAAAGCGUGGAGAAAGCUGGGAGUGACGAGAAUGAGGAAGAGGCUGAAAUGAAGGCAGUGUCCACCUCUCCUAGUGGACGCUUUCUUAAGUUUGAUAUUGAGCUUGGCAGAGGGUCCUUCAAAACAGUCUAUAAGGGCCUGGACACUGAGACAUGGGUGGAGGUGGCCUGGUGUGAACUUCAGGAUCGUAAGCUGUCCAAAGUGGAACGUCAGAGGUUUAAAGAGGAGGCAGAGAUGCUAAAAGGUCUUCAGCAUCCAAACAUUGUGCGCUUCUAUGACUUUUGGGAAUCUCCUCUUAAGGGGAAGAAGUGCAUUGUUUUAGUCACCGAACUGAUGACAUCUGGAACACUGAAAACGUAUCUGAAGCGAUUCAAGGUGAUGAAACCAAAAGUCUUACGAAGCUGGUGCAGACAGAUCCUAAAAGGUCUUCACUUCCUCCAUACAAGGACCCCUCCCAUUAUCCAUCGGGAUCUGAAGUGUGACAAUAUCUUCAUCACUGGUCCUACAGGCUCAGUCAAGAUUGGAGAUCUUGGCCUGGCCACACUAAAGAGAGCUUCCUUUGCCAAAAGUGUAAUAGGCACUCCAGAGUUUAUGGCCCCUGAGAUGUACGAGGAGCACUAUGAUGAAGCCGUAGAUGUGUAUGCAUUUGGGAUGUGUAUGCUAGAAAUGGCCACAUCUGAGUAUCCAUACUCAGAGUGCCAAAAUGCUGCACAAAUCUAUCGCAAAGUCACUAGCGGUGUGAAGCCAGCCAGUUUCAGUAAGGUGGCCAUGCCUGAAAUAAAAGAAAUCAUUGGAGAGUGUAUCUGCCAUCGCUGGGAGGAAAGGUACUCCAUAAAGGACUUACUAAACCAUGCAUUCUUUGCGGAGGACACAGGUGUGAGAGUAGAGCUGGCUGAAGAGGAUGACGGCAAGAAGUCUUCCAUUGCUCUCAGGCUUUGGGUUGAAGACCAGAAAAAACUUAAGGGAAAGUAUAAAGACAGUGGUGCUAUCGAGUUCACAUUUGACCUGGAGACAGAAGUCCCGGAAACAGUUGCCCAGGAAAUGGUGGAAUCUGGCUUCUUUUUAGAGAUUGAUGUGAAGAUUGUGGGAAAGUCUAUCCGCGACCGCGUGUCUCUAAUAAAGUGGAGACGGCAGCGGAUUGUCUCAGGCCGUAAUGGAAAAACAGAAGAGAGCAGCACCAAGACUGAGACACAGAAUCUCCUUCAGGUGCCCUCCACAGGGCCACCAUUGGGUGGAACACCCAGUCUUCCAUCUGAAACAGAGGAACUACAGACUGAAGCAGUCAGCUUGGUCUGCAGUGCCCCGACUAGUGCGACUACAGCUACACCAGACAGCAGUGCAGGCUCAACAAUGAUAACAGGUGCUUCAGGCAACCAAGACAGCACCUCUCAGCAGUCCCUUUCGGAGUCCAUUUCCACUGCCCAAAGGAUCUUAAGCCCUCCAGCGCAGCUUCUGGCUCAGUUGCCACAGGGUACCCAACAGCCAUCUACUGCACACCCGCCUCUGGGGACUCAACAACAACCUGCUCUACAAAUGCAUCAAGGUGUCCCACAACAAACCGUAGGCCAGUUACUCCAUGGGGCCCAGCAACAACCUAGUCCUCAGCAACCCCAGGGAGCCCAACAACAGCCAGGUGGUCCCCUGCACCAGGUUACACAAGCACAGGCGCAUGGUUUGGUGCCUCAAGCACCCCAGCAACAACCCACCAUUCAGCUGCACCAGCAAUAUCAGCAAUCAGCUCAUCAGAUACAUCAAGGGGCUUUUCAGCAGUCUUCGGUACACCUGCAUCAGAGCUCUUACCAGCCAUCACCUCGACAUGGCAGUAUUCCUGAUGACUUCCAAAGACCUUUGCCAUUCUCUGAUAACUUGGCGGGGACCAGGCGUAGCAGCACUUCAUUCCUUGACACAUUACAGAGGAGAACUGAACUACACGAUUUGUUAGAGCAACUGCGUCAUCAGACUUAUAGCUGUCCCAAACCUGAAGCAAGUUCUAGGGAUGAAAUGAAUCAGUCGCUGUCUACAAGUGACUUUACAAGGUCAUUCACAAAUGAUGAUCAGGCACCAAAUAUUGUUUCUAAAGACAUUGGAGCCUCUAAAUAUAGUUCACAGCAGGUAAAAAUUAAUUCACAGUCCCAGACAAUGUCAUUCAGUCGGAGGAACUCUGAUGCCCACCCACAAUACUGCCAGGCUUGUAUGGCAAUGUUGCUGGCUGUAAGAUCAGGGGGUCGAGGAUCUCUCGGGCAUGCCUCUUCACAAUCUUCCUCCCAUAUCCACCAAAAUAUGCCACCUUUUUCCACAUUAAAACCAUCAUUCUCACCUGAUCUGGCUAAUCCAGACUCUAGCUCACCAAUUUACAUGACCCCACAGUCUCCAUAUAUAUCUACACUGCCUGCAAAGCAAGUUUCUGUUCAUGAGAACAUAUCAAGUUCAAUACCAGUUCAAGUCACCCCACCCUCUCCAGUCCAUAAAAGCCAUUCUCCUGCACAGAUUCCUGUGACAACUCUGCCUAACUUGUCACCACUAAAGCAUACCAUUGCUGUUUCCCCUGUUUAUAUAUCUAUACCCUCACCAGUUUACACAUCUCCCAGACAUAUGUCCAUAACUUCACCAGUUAAUUCAACUUCCCCACUCAAGUCAUCAUCUCCAGUUUCCCCCAUCUCCUUGAUUGGGCCACAUUCCCAUAGUUUGGGAGACAGCUCAGAUUUGUCUCACCUCGAUCGCUGUCUACAUCAUAUCAUCAAUCGGCGUACCAGUUCCCCUGUCUUGACUGACAAGGCACAGCCUGGAGAUGGCCACAGUGAUGCUUGUGUUAACAGGUUCCAUGUACCUCAAUUUCAAAGCGUAAGCUCUUUGUGUGUACCCCUAUCACAUCUGGAGCAAGGGUCUUUUUCUGUGCAGGACAGUGAAGUUGGACCAGGUCUUGUGCCUUCCGCACAAUUGGUUCCAUCUAAGACCGUCUCUGCUCCAGCUACUCCAGUACCACAUGCUCGUCCACAAAGCAUUCAUGCCUCUGCCCUCGUAGCACAGCAAAACCAAAAGACUGUACCACUAGCACAGGAGUUUCGUCUUUAUUUCCAUCCUGAAGCUUUCCAGCCUCAGACUUUAUCAUCUCUUCAGCCCAUAGUGCAGGCAUCUUCAGAUGCUCAGUAUAUUCCACAGCAUCUAUUACAGUCAGCAUCUUCAAUGAUCAGCACCGCUGCUCUUCCUCCACAACCACAGCUAAAUGUUCAGACACCCCUUCUCCAGCCUCUACAAAUCGCCACACAGUUUCCUUCGGCAUAUCCUCUUUUGCCAGAAGGGGGCACAUCUGCAGGGACAGAGCCAAUACCUUUCUCCUCAGUCUCUUACUCUUCUUCCUACCCCACAAAUGCUCAUCCCGUAUCCUCUCCCUACUACUCACCAAGCCCUAUCAAUGCUCCUCCCACACUAUCCAUGCAGAAUGUACCCUGCAUACUAGGAGCAGGCACUCCUGUCUCCACCCCUCUGAAUGUUCCUACACCUAUACCUCUCCUGGCUAUGGCCCUGUCCCCACCCAUGCUUCCUCCCGAGCAACAUCUGCAGCAGAUGUAUUCCCCAGUUCCACCACCAGAAGGUGCCAUUUUGCAAGCUCAACCCCAGCCAACACAACCCUCGCUUAACCUCCCUAAUCCUGCCUCCCUCCCUCAGCAAGACCCAUCUAUUUCUGAACCUUUUACAGAGGAGUACCCUCGCCAUGAGGAAUUGCAGAUCCUGGCCCCAUCUCACACCAUUCUGUCGCAGAUCCAGUCUCCUCCACAGGACAGGCAGUCAGACACAAAGUUUACCACUGUCCAAGCCCUACCUGAGACCAUGCAGCCUCCUCUGCAGCCUGCUGGCAUACAGACAGGAUAUGCUGUUCCUGAGAGUACUGGCUUGCUCAGUACAACUCAGCAAAUAGCAGACACUGCUUCAAUGCCCAUUCCUUCUGCGCUAGAGCCCAGCCCAUUUCAACCUAACACUGAGGCACCUGUUUCUAUUCCACUCCAUAGUUUUGUAUGUGACAACCUAAACCAAGAUGCAUCUGGUAAAGAAAUAAGUGACAGCUAUGAAGGACCCACUAGUGGAGGAAAGGGUGAUGGCAAACCCAGAAAACACCACCGCAAAUCUGCUCGAACACGCUCACGCCAGGAAAAAAUUAACAAGCCAAAGCUAAGCAUGCUAAAUGUUAGUGAUACAGGUGACAAGAUGGUGGAAUGCCAGCUGGAGACACACAAUCAUAAAAUGGUGACUUUCAAAUUUGACCUAGACGGAGAUGCACCUGAAGAAAUAGCCACUUAUAUGGUGGAAAAUGGCUUUAUUCUACCAAUAGAAAAGGAGAUUUUUAUAGAUCAACUUAAAGACAUUGUCGACAAGGCAGAAGACAUUCUAAGCGAGGACAUGGAUGGAGAGAAGACAUCAGAUCUUGGGAAAAAUCAUUUGCAAGGACAAUCUCCUGGAGAUGAAGGGAGAGAGGGAAUAAAAGGACAGCAACCUGGGGCUCCCCAGCCGGUUUAUCAGCAAAAUGUUCUGCACACGGGUAAGAGGUGGUUCAUCAUCUGUCCUGUGGAAGAGGCUCCUGCUGCCAGUCAGGACGCAUCCUCAGAUGGAGGUCCAUCUACACAAUCUCCAUCCACAACAACAAUAACUGAUGGGACAACCACUGCUCAGCCUGGUGAGAGUGCUUCAGCCCAUCCUCCUGAACCCAGCACAGGAUCUGCUUCUGCAUCCAUGGAUUCAGAAGCCUGUGGCACAGCGCCUCCAUCAGGAGGAAGUGAUCCCUAUGGGGUUUGGAGCCCCCUCUCUUUGACCACUACUGAUCCUCUUUCUCUGGCUGCUCUUUCCCAAGCUCCCCCUGCCCCACAAGCCGCUGCAAUGCCAGCUCAGUCUGCUUCCCAUUCAGAGGAAGGGCCAAAUUUAGGCUCCACCCAGGUCAAUGUGCAGCAAUCUCAGCCAUACAUGGAUCCUCAAAGUUCUCUUUUUGUGGAUGAGACACAGAGUGGCAGAUUAGGCUCGGUCUCCCCCAUGCACACUGCUCAGCAGAUGGCUGAAAUUGCAUGUGCUGUCUCCAUCGUGGAGGAUGUGCCCUGCUGUCCCUUGGUCAUGCCACUGUCCCUAGAAGUGAGCAGUGGGGCUCAGAGGUCAUCCUCUGUGAUGCCACCUCCAUCACAAGACACUACUUCUGCUCGCGAACAACUUCACUCCAUUACAUCUAGUCGAGUGGAACGUGCCCAACAGCCUGUGGUGUUGCAGCAGCCUGUGUCCACUGUGAGUGGAACUAAGGCACCUUCCCUGCCCCAAAGCCCCGCCCCUUCACAGCACCACUUUGUUCCUAGUGAAUCAGACGGAGAGGGGCGUAGCAGAGGAGGGUUUGUAGACAGCACUAUCAAGACACUGGAUGAGAAACUGAGGAAUUUACUGUAUCAAGAGUAUGCUCCCAUGUACCCAUCGGGAAGUGCUGCUGAAACACCAGGAUCUGGCACAGAGUAUAUCCAGUCCCCACCAGGACCAGAGUGUGCAUUAGGAGGGUCAGGAACCAGCACACCUAGUCUUAUGGGAGAGGGACGAUUCAGAGCAGGAGAGCAGUUGCCACAGAUUCCAGAGCGUGUGGACAGUUUAAGUGCUCUCAGUGACUCUGCAGUUGGAGUUCCUGUGUCAAGGAGACAUGCAAUGCCACACUCUACCUCUUGCUCUGGAUCUAGAAGUCGAUAUAAGAUGAUGCCUAGCGCCACUGACAUCCUGUCAGGUCAAGGUCGAAAGCAGCGCAGCCUGAGCAGCACAGCAUCUCCAGCACACCCUGGUGGCUUUUUGGGAGAAUGUGCCAUGUACGAAGAGCCGACUGUUUCAGCCACCACUGUCGGCAGGUUCUCAGUGGUCAGCACAGAAGAUGAAGUCACGCGCAGAAAGAACACCAGCAGAUAUUCUGCCCCACCUGACUUUUAUCUGGACGCGCCACCUCCCCUGACCAAACGAGGCUCUCUGCCAAGGACACAGACUUCAGUCUCAGCGGAUGUCACUGUUCACACCCGCUUCAUGUCUUCUGACUCUGGGGCAGAGAGCAGCCCUGCCAAAAUGGCACCUACAACCCCGUCCCGCCAUGGGAGGUCUGAAAGGAGAGGAAGUGACCUCAUGAAAAGGGCGGUGGCUUUUCUAAGGCGCUCUGGCCGCAGCAGUAGUGUGCAAAGCUCUGAUUCGCCAAGCAGAAAGGGAGGGGUGUAUGGAUCCUGUAUCAGCAGUGACAAUGACUCCGAGAUGGAGGACUCUGAUAUAAAGAGGGAGCUUCAGAGACUAAGAGAAAAGCACAUGAAAGAGAUAACCGAAUUGGAGGCCCACCACAGAGAAGAGGUUGAGCUUCUCUAUAUCAGAUUAGGGAAACCACCCCCUCCAGGUCUUUACAUCCCACCCACAGCACCCCCUGCUGGACGCAAGCGCAAGACCAGCAGGCACAAACUAAAAGCUGGCAAACUGCUCAGUCCUUUAGUACAACAGCUGAGAAAUGUUGCCUCUAAAACUAGCGACUCCAGCAAACCUAAUGAUUUAACAAAAUCAGCUGAAGCGACCCUGAGCUUGAAUGGGUCUCCUGCCAGGGCUUCCAACUUGUCAGAUGGCAGGGCUUAUUCUGGGACCGGGACUCUGCCUUGUUCCGUGUCUGAGCCGGUUCAGACCCAACAACCAUGCUCUCUUAAAGGAUCUCUCUCUUCCGACAACAUCUACUCUGGUCUACAGGGAGAAGGACCUGGGCCACGCAUCCAGCCUGGCCAAGGCUGGCCUCCUUCUCCCCAGGCGUCUGCACAGGUCACCUAUAAAUCCAGCAGUAAACCACGCGCUAGAUUCCUCAGUGGGCCUGUUUCUCUGUCCAUCUGGUCAACACUUAAACGCCUGUGUCUGGGUAAAGAACGUGGCAGCAGAUCUGGAGCAGCGUCAGCUGCCUCUAAUCAGUCCCCAAUGCCUCCUGGAUCAACUCCUCCUCCUCACCAGCCAAUUGGUCUCGCUCAAGCACAGACUAACAACAGCAACAACAAGACAGAUGCAUUCACACAGCAGCUUCAGAGAUUUGGAGAUAACUGGGCAGAAGAAGAAGAGAGGGCUCCUUCACGCUCACAAUCCCUCAGUCUAAGACCACAGCAACUGACCCGAUCCAGGAUCUGGAGCUCUACAGAGGCUCCAGUUUCAACAGAAAGAUUGAAUUCUUCCCAACUGCCUCUUUCAUGGCCGCAGAUUGAUUUCCAUGCCUCUGUGAUGGCAACUGACACUUCACAAGUACUUCAGCACAGUUUUUUGGUGCCCGGUAACCCUUACGGAAAGAUGCUGAAUGCCCAACACUUAGACAUGGACCACUGGCCAGCAAUGACUGCCAAUCUUAACCAAGAAGUCUUUGCUUUCCCUGCUUUGCACUCUCCCUCUUGGACAGCACCUUCUUCUCCCAGCGAGGUUCCUAAUUCUAGAAAUAGGACCAUGUAGCUUUAUAUCACUGUACUUAUACUUCUUACUCUGUCGCCAAAAAUACUUUAGAGAUUCUUUAGAGUGCUGGUUAGGCCUUUCAGUGUGCAAUUCUAUCUGUUGCAGUUGCUAGCAUGUAUUCGUUUACAAUGCACAUGUAGUAAUCCCACAUGAACAUGUAAAUAUUCAGGCCAACAAUGUAGGCAUAUGUGAUGAAUAAUUUAUGUAAAUUGAGUAUUAUUGUACAUAUUCAUAUAGCCUAUGUAGCAUAACUGAAUUUUAGCAUAGGCAUAUGUACAGAACGUAUAUUUUUCAUCAAAAUCUGUUUAGCUUGCUUGUGUUUGUGCAGAAUCAACUUCCUUAACACCUUGAGCUGUACACAUAUGUAAAUGCUAUAAGGUAAUACGCCCUUAAAUUUGUGUAGAGGUGUAUAGACACUGUUUAUACUUCUGUAAAUAUAAGCUCUGUCUGCAUAUGUGCAUAAACUUGAUAAGUGAAUGAAGUUGAGGUUUAGGUUAAUCAGUGGCUUGGGUCGAAUAGUACCACAUCACAGGUGGGUGAAAACUGGAGCUUGGAGCGAUGAUCACGAUCAUGAUAUCACUGUGAAUUUUUCUCCACGUCCUGCAGCGAUCACUAAUUUCACAAUGCACUGGUCAAAAACACAUUAUCGUAUGCUAGAAAAGUACUGACCAGGAACUGCACUGAGAAACAAGAGAGAACUUUAACAGACUGUACAUUUCAGGUGAACAAGCCUGCAAGAGUGCCUUGAAUAGCAACUGCAGACUGUGCUGCGUACCAGCCAAUGUACCAAGGGUAAAGGUGACUGCUAUUAAUUUUAUGUUACCAAGCAUAAUACCAACUAAAUUAAUGUUUUCCCCAC